This is a messenger RNA of Mytilinidion resinicola, 671 nucleotides long. RefSeq names its product FK506-binding protein 2 precursor. Gene Ontology annotation, biological process: protein peptidyl-prolyl isomerization. The record is from RefSeq and is a predicted model, not a curated record. The transcript is spliced from 2 exons. The coding region runs from base 43 to 447 and encodes 134 amino acids. Gene Ontology annotation, molecular function: peptidyl-prolyl cis-trans isomerase activity. NCBI's taxonomy places the organism in Eukaryota, Fungi, Ascomycota, Dothideomycetes, Mytilinidiales, Mytilinidiaceae.
CCCACACCCUCCAAUUCCACACCCCCCCAAACCAACAUCACAAUGCGCCUCUCCACUCUCCCCCUCCUCGCCCUCCUCCCCGCCCUAGCCGCGUGCCUCGACAAGCCCCUCAACAUCGAAGUCACGACGCCCGCCGACUGCACCCGCAAGACCGUCGCCGGCGACAAGGUCAACGUGCACUACCGCGGCACACUUGAGUCUACUGGCGCGGAGUUCGAUGCGAGCUACAACCGCGGCCAGCCGCUCAGCUUUACGGUCGGCAAGGGCCAGGUUAUCAAAGGCUGGGAUCAGGGAUUGCUGGAUAUGUGCCCUGGAGAGAAGAGGCUGUUGACGAUUCAGCCGGAGUGGGCGUAUGGGCAGAGGGCUAUGGGGCCGAUUCCCGCGGGGAGUGUGUUGGUCUUUGAGACGGAGCUUGUGAGCAUCGACGGAGUGAAGGAUGAGUUGUGAAGGAUUCUUGGGUGGUUGGUUGAAUAGACGGCUCGAUGAGAACACGGGUUAUGAAAACGGCUCAGUACAUGAAGGGCACCUCAAAAGUCAGAGAAAUACAAGGCAAUGAGAACCUUUCAGGUCUCGGCCAUUGACGACAUUGUUGCUUAUGCUCAAGCUACGUGCGGUUGUGCUAAAGCAGAUCUUCCACAAGGCACGGUGUAUCAAAACACCCAUACCCCUUU